CCGGAGAGGAGGGGGGGAAGAAGACGGCGGCGAGGAGAGGCGGACGGAAUCGGUAGUAAAGGAGAAGACGCGAGCGCCCAGCCCGUCCCAGCUUCUCCUCGCCCAGGCAUCCAGGUUCGGGCUGCGUGCUUUUGGGAGCGCUCCAAUGCCUGGUCCUACUCAAGCGCUGUCCCCAAAUGGAGAGAACAACAACGACAUCAUCCAGGAUAACGGCACCAUCAUCCCUUUCAGGAAGCACACGGUGCGAGGGGAGCGUUCCUACAGUUGGGGAAUGGCAGUCAACGUGUAUUCUACCUCUAUAACCCAAGAAACUAUGAGCAGACAUGACAUCAUUGCAUGGGUGAAUGACAUAGUAGCUUUAAACUACACAAAAGUUGAACAACUGUGUUCAGGAGCAGCCUACUGUCAGUUCAUGGAUAUGUUGUUCCCAGGGUGUAUUAGUCUGAAGAAAGUAAAAUUUCAAGCAAAGCUUGAGCAUGAGUAUAUUCAUAAUUUCAAACUUCUGCAGGCAUCAUUUAAAAGAAUGAAUGUGGAUAAGGUUAUUCCAGUGGAGAAAUUAGUAAAGGGACGCUUCCAAGACAACCUUGAUUUCAUACAGUGGUUUAAGAAAUUCUUUGAUGCUAACUAUGAUGGGAAAGAAUAUGAUCCUGUAGAGGCUCGGCAAGGCCAAGAUGCAAUUCCACCACCUGAUCCUGGGGAACAGAUCUUUAACCUGCCAAAAAAGUCUCAUCAUGCAAACUCUCCUACAGCAGGAGCUGCCAAAUCCAGUCCUGCAUCAAAACCUGGCUCCACAUCAUCUCGUCCAUCAUCUGCAAAAAAAACACCUCCAAGCAGUUCGGUGUCUAAGUCUGAUAAAGAUUUGGAGACACAAGUCAUACAGCUCAGUGAACAGGUACAUUCAUUAAAACUUGCACUUGAAGGUGUGGAAAAGGAAAGAGAUUUCUAUUUUGGGAAGUUAAGGGAGAUUGAGCUUCUCUGUCAAGAACAUGGAGAAGAAAACAAUGAUCUUGUUCAGCGGCUAAUGGAAGUUCUCUAUGCUUCAGAAGAACAUGAGAGCCACACAGAAGAACAUGAAGGUGAGGAACAGGUUCAUGAACAGCCCCAGCAGCAGGAAGAAUACUGACCAUCUGGCACACUGGCUGUUUGAUUUUCUGUGGGAACUUUCUUUGGAAGAAUGGAAUGUGUGUGGCCUCAGACUUGAAACCAAUCACUCUCUGUCUGCCAUUAACAUAAUUGUACCAUAGUGAGUGUCAGCCAACUUGCCAAGAUGUGUUUUGCAGAAGUCUUCUAUCAGCAUUUGCACCUAAGAAGGUCUCCAAGCUUUGUUCCCAGUUUCUACCACUGCAACUUCACUAUCUGGCUGCUUGAAAUUUGUUCAGCUUUUAAAAAUAUAUAAAAAAAUAUUUUAUAUAUAUAUAUAUAUAUAUAU
Candoia aspera is the source of this 1429-nucleotide messenger RNA. It is a transcript of the gene MAPRE2, whose product is annotated as microtubule associated protein RP/EB family member 2. Lineage: Eukaryota; Metazoa; Chordata; Lepidosauria; Squamata; Candoiidae. Gene Ontology annotation, cellular component: microtubule organizing center; spindle midzone; cytoplasmic microtubule. The record is from RefSeq and is a predicted model, not a curated record. Gene Ontology annotation, molecular function: microtubule plus-end binding. The transcript has 7 exons. Gene Ontology annotation, biological process: spindle assembly; protein localization to microtubule; regulation of microtubule polymerization or depolymerization. Bases 146 to 1123 code for a protein of 325 amino acids.